Messenger RNA from Morchella sextelata, 2286 nucleotides. RefSeq lists its product as uncharacterized. Lineage: Eukaryota; Fungi; Ascomycota; Pezizomycetes; Pezizales; Morchellaceae. The transcript has 4 exons. Bases 1 to 2286 code for a protein of 761 amino acids. Gene Ontology annotation, molecular function: RNA helicase activity; hydrolase activity, acting on acid anhydrides; ATP binding. Gene Ontology annotation, biological process: mitochondrial RNA 3'-end processing; RNA catabolic process. The record is from RefSeq and is a predicted model, not a curated record. Gene Ontology annotation, cellular component: mitochondrial degradosome.
AUGGCUGCCCGACUGCGUGGAGUGACGAGUAAAUGCAUAUUCUGUACUCUUGCCCCUAGGCAGAUAACACCAAUCCUUUCACGACAACUCCCAGGCGCAAUCCCAGGAACAGUCCGCUACAGAUCUGUCAAGACAAAGCCCGCCUUCCGUAUCCUCAAAGACAGCUGCAAAAACCCCAGCGUCCUCACCAAUAACCAACUCACAAAGAUCCUCCGCUCCAUUUUUGAGCGCAUCCGACCCCCUUUCCUCCCCCAAGGCAGCGAUCGCUUCCCCUCUGACUCCAUCCUUCCUGAAUACCUUGCAGCCCUAGACCUCGAGCCCCAAAAGCUCGUGCAAAAGUUCCGCCUGUUCGAAAACGAUGUUCUCUUUGCCGCAAGCUCCAGCACAAAAUCCGAGUGGAAGUCUCCGCGCCAUGAGCUCUUCACCACGCGCUCCCAGAUCACCGCCGCAAUCUCCUCCAACGAUGGACUCCCGUUGUGGCUCAAAAAGCAAUUUCAGGCUUUCGUAGGCACGGAGGUGGCAAUUGCGGGGAAGGAUGUGAUGGGCAAGGUCGCGGAUCUGCGGUACCCGCAGGAGUGGUAUCCGAGCACAAGGCAUUACCAGCGCACAUGGUACUUGCACGUCGGCCCGACAAACAGUGGGAAGACGUACAACGCGCUGCAGCGCCUUAAGGAGAGCCAGAGCGGUGUCUACGCGGGGCCGCUUCGGCUGCUGGCGCACGAGGUCUACGAGCGUAUGAACGCUCAGGGCAUACCCUGCAAUCUUGUGACGGGUGACGAGCGCCGUGUUACGAGCGAGGAGGCCGGGAUCUACUCGAGUACGGUGGAGAUGGUGGAUCUGAGCCGGCGGGUUGAUGUCGCGGUGCUCGACGAGAUCCAGAUGAUUGGGGAUGAGGACCGUGGGUGGGCAUGGACGCAGGCGCUUCUAGGUGUUCGUGCGAAGGAGGUGCACAUGUGUGGUGAGGAGCGGACCGUGGAGCUCAUCUCGAAGCUGGCAAAGAUGAUGGGCGAGAAGUUGGUCAUCAGGCGAUAUACUAGACUUGGUGGGCUCCAGCUGAUGACGGAGAGUCUCAAGGGCGACCUCUACCAGCUCGAAAAGGGCGACUGUGUGGUUACUUUUUCGAGGAAGAACAUCUUUGCACUGAAGCGCGAGAUUGAGUCUACUACGGGGAAGAAAUGCGCUGUCAUCUACGGCUCCCUGCCCCCAGAAACUAGGAGUAUUCAGGCCCAGCUCUUUAACGACCCCAACAGUGAAUACGAAAUCCUCGUCGCCUCCGACGCCGUCGGUAUGGGACUCAACCUGAGCGUAAAACGUAUCAUUUUCGAAACGACCGUAAAGUUCAACGGCAAACAAAUGGAGCCCGUCUCCGUCCCUUCCAUCAAACAGAUUGCCGGUCGUGCCGGCCGCUUCCGCGUCCCCACCAGCAAAUCCGCCGAGACCCACGUUGACAUCAGCGCCUCCGCCGCGCUCUCCGCACCCCUCCCGGGGCUGGUCACCGCACUCGAUGACGAUGACAUGCCGCUGCUGCGGCAAUCCAUGGCCAUUGAACCACAGCCGCUCCGCUCCGCCGGGAUCCUCCCUUCCACCACCCACAUCGAGAACUUCGCAGCCCUCUUCCCGCCCGAUGCGCCGCUCGCCAAGAUCCUGCUCGCGAUGCGCAGUUCGGCGCAGCUCAACAAGAGCCUCUUCCACAUGUGCUCCUUGGAAGAUAUUUUGAUGACCGCGCGCGCGCUGGAGAGCGUUAAAGGCCUCACUAUCACGGAGAGACUCAUGUUUUGCAUGGCGCCCAUCAGCACGGACGAUGCUGUGCAGGCGGCCGCCCUUGAGAUGGCAGAAAUCUUGGCUAGCUCCCGCGACGGUAGCGUCCUUAAGUUGCAAACUUUCGACCUCGAGAUCCUCGAUAUCGAUAACCCGACGCAGCCCGAGGAGCUGCGUGCGCUUGAGUCUCUCCAUAAGAGUCUUCUGCUGUACCUAUGGCUCUCAUGGCGCUUCCCCGCAACCUUUACACCCCGGGAAACCGCACAGGAGCUCAAGGUUAUUUGCGAGUGUCUCAUCGACACGGCGCUUAAGAACAUCAAGUUGCCGCGCCAUAAACAUGUCCUCAAGGAACUCUUCAAGGAGGAGAAGGUGGUGGAGGAGGAGGAAGACGAGGACGCAAUCAUGGACCGCGAGGAGGAGGGCGAAAGCGUGGUGCCCCAUGUAAAUGGCGAGGCGGUACCGCUAGCGGACGGCGAGAUGGGCCUAGAACCGAAGGAGUGGGCAGUGGAGAGGGGCGCCGCGAUCUAG